Messenger RNA from Parasteatoda tepidariorum (common house spider), 2327 nucleotides. RefSeq lists its product as uncharacterized. The record is from RefSeq and is a predicted model, not a curated record. NCBI's taxonomy places the organism in Eukaryota, Metazoa, Arthropoda, Arachnida, Araneae, Theridiidae.
AAUAAUAAAAAAUCUCGUUUUUUUAUACAUGAUUUCGCUUGCUUCUCUUCUUUUUUCUAGUUGGUCUAGAUACCUUUUCUAAGUUGUUCUUUUUUAAUUGUAGAAACAGAAUGUGAAAGUUGACAAAUAACAUUAAGCCAUGCUCAGUCCUCGUGAUUACGUAGUUUUAUACCAAAAUGUUCGUUCGAAAGAAGCUAAAAAUUAUUAUGUAUCACCUGACGCUUUCAAGUUAGCUACGCGGAGCUUGGUAGAAACAUACAGGAGAAAUGCAUCGGCUUGGAAUGCGAACACAAGUCGUAAUGCUGAUUACAACGAUGCAGCCCAUAGAUGUGCAUAUUUACAUAAAUAUGCUCCCAUACACUCUUGUAUGGUUCAAGAUAUGCUAUGCAGAGCUUUUGAAGAGGGUAGUGACAUUUUCAAGAAAACGUUUUUGGAUAAUGUGUCCUGCAUAAAUAUUUGUAGCCUUGGGGGAGGACCAGGAGUUGAUGCUAUAGGAGUAAUGUCUGCUCUGUGCAAAAAAUUCGGAGUGCUACAAUGUUCUGUUCAAGUUGUAGAUUCUAUGAUUGGAUGGAAAAGUUUGUUUGAUUCCGUCUUAGAGGAAUAUGGAGAUGUCUCAAUAAAUUUCGAUCCGGAUUACUUUCAGCACUCUUUUAUUGCUGCAAACUUGCUAGGAGAAAUGAAGACUUCUGCUGCAGAGGCUAUAAGGUCAGCUAAUUUGAUUACUAUGAUCAAAUUUUUGUCUGGUUCUACUUGUAAGAAUACUGAACAGAUGGUUAGGAGAAUUUUCAAGUUAAUGAAUCAUGGUGCACUUUUACUCUUAAUUGAUAAUGCAAGUGGGGGAUUUGUUGAACUUGUAUCACGUAUUGGUGAAGAAUGUAAACUGCAGCCUGUAUUUGGCCCUCUGAAAGAAGUAUAUUCUAAUAAAGUGUUUAGAUUGAACAGGUGGGGUUCACGUAGUUGUUCUUCAAUUCGAGUUGCUGUAUACUUACUCAGAAAAUGUGAUGGACAGUUUAAAGAUAGAAAUUUUCGGAAUCACCCAUUAAAUCGAUGUAAAGAAAACGAAGACGACGUUUAUGAUAAUUUUGAUGAACAAUGUGAGUAUUGCGGUGAUGAUCGUUUUAACUGUGACUGUUUUAGCCGUUAUGAAGAUAACGAUUAUGAUAACUUUGAUGACCAAUGUGAGUAUUGUGGUGAUGAGCGUUUGAACUGUGACUGUCUUAGCCGUUAUGAUGACAACGAUUACGAUAACUUUGAUGAAAGGUGUGAGGGUUGUGGUGAAGACCGUGAUAACUGCGACUGUUUUAAUUGUUAUGAAGACGAUGAUAACUUUGAUGAAAGAUGUGCAGGUUGCGGUGAAGAUCGUGAUAACUGUGACUGUUUUAAUUGUUAUGAAGACGAUGAUAACUUUGAUGAAAGAUGUGCAGGUUGCGGUGAAGAUCGUGAUAAUUGUGACUGUUUUAAUUGUUAUGAAGACGAUAAUAACUUUGAUGAAAGAUGUGCAGGUUGCGGUGAAGACCGUGAUAACUGUGGCUGUUUUAAUUGUUAUGAAGACAAUGAUAACUUUGAUGAAAGAUGUGCAGGUUGCGGUGAAGACCGUGAUAACUGUGACUGUUUUAAUUGUUAUGAAGACGAUGAUAACUUUGAUGAAAGAUGCGCAGGCUGCGGUGAAGACCGCAGUAACUGUGACUGUUUUACUCGUUAUGAAGACGAUGAUAACUUUGAUGAAAGAUGUGCAGGUUGCGGUGAAGACCGCAGUAACUGUGACUGUUUUAAUUGUUAUGAAGACGCUGAUAACUUUGAUGAAAGAUGUGCAGAUUGCGGUGAAGACCGUGAUAACUGUGACUGUUUUAAUUGUCAUGAAGACGAUGAUAACUUUGAUGAAAGAUGUGCAGGCUGCGGUGAAGACCGCUGUGACUGUGACUGUUUUAAUAGUUAUAGAGACGAUGAUAACUUUGAUGAAAGAUGUGGAGGUUGUGGUGAAGACCGUGAUAACUGUGACUGUUUUAAUCGUUAUGAAGACGAUGAUAACUUUGAUGAAAGAUGUGCAGGUUGCGGUGAAGACCGUAAUAACUGUGACUGUUUUAAUUGUUAUGAAGACGAUGAUAACUUUGAUGAAAGAUGUGCAGGUUGCGGUGAAGACAGCAGUAACUGUGACUGUUUUAAUCGUUAUGAAGACGAUGAAAACUUUGAUGAAAGAUGUGAAUUUUGCGGUGAAGAACGUUAUAAUUGUGAUUGUUUUAACUGUUAUUAAGACAAAGAUGAUUUUUUCAAUGAACAUGCGAGAGUUGUGGUGCAGACCGUCGCAACUGUGACGGUUUUAACUUUUC